UGGUGACUGGUAGAAAGAGCUUGAAUAAACCCCUCCUUUUUUCCCUCUUUUUUUUGUAUCUCAUAUCUACAUACUUACUUGCAUACAAACAUAUAUACGAACAUACAAACAUACACAUAUCUGAUAUCUGUAUACAGUGAAUCUAUCAAGUAAAGAAAGCCAUUCUAUUUGCAGACCUUUCGGAAAAACUAGGAAUACCUCUCUUGUCUUUUCGGAGAAUUUAUUGCUAAAGAGGGAAUAUAAAGUUCCCCCUAAACCUUAUAAUCAACAACACCAAUAAAACUCUACAACAUGCCUCAAGCAACCGAACUCAAAGCAUGGAGUGCUCUCCAAUCUCACCAUGACAGCGUUGGCCGCAACAUUAUCCUCAAGGAAGAAUUCCAAAAGGACCCUCAACGAUUCGAGAAAUUUUCCAAAACCUUCAAGAACACUGCCGACAACUCGGAGAUUCUCUUUGAUUUCUCCAAGAAUUUGAUCAAUGAAGAUACAAUCAAGGCAUUGGUGGCCGUUGCAAAAGAAGCCGGAUUGGAGAAGUUGCGCGAUGAGAUGUUUGCGGGUGAGAAGAUCAACUUCACUGAAGAUCGUGCUGUUCUUCAUGUUGCAUUGAGAAAUGUCACCAGUGAUCCAAUCAACGUGGAUGGAAAGGAUGUUAUGCCAGGUGUUAACAAGGAGUUGAAGCACAUGGAGGAAUUCUCGGAACAAAUUAGAAGUGGAGAGUGGAAGGGUUACACUGGAAAGCCUUUGACUACCAUUAUCAACAUUGGUAUUGGUGGCUCUGAUCUUGGUCCAGUUAUGGUUACUGAAGCUCUCAAGUACUACGGUGCUAGAGAACAAACCCUUCACUUUGUUUCUAACAUUGAUGGUACACACAUGGCUGAGGCAUUGAGAGAUUCUGAUCCAGAAACCACUCUUUUCUUGGUUGCUUCCAAGACCUUCACCACUGCAGAGACUGUUACCAAUGCCAACUCCGCAAAGGAGUGGUUCUUGAAGAAGACCGAUGGAAAGGGUGAUAUCGCUAAACACUUUGUUGCUCUCUCUACCAACGAAGCCGAAGUUACCAAGUUUGGUAUUGAUGCUAAGAACAUGUUUGGUUUCGAAAGUUGGGUUGGAGGCAGAUACAGUGUUUGGAGUGCAAUUGGUUUGAGUGUUGCUAUUCACAUUGGAUUCAAGAAUUUCCAUGAGUUGUUAUCUGGAGCACAUGCUAUGGAUAUGCACUUCAAGAACACUCCACUCGAGGAGAACAUUCCAGUUAUUGCUGGUCUUUUGAGUGUUUGGUAUUCUGAUUUCUUUGGUGCUCAAACUCAUUUGGUUUCUCCUUUCGAUCAAUACCUCCACAGAUUCCCAGCUUACCUUCAACAACUUUCUAUGGAAUCUAACGGUAAGGCUGUCUCUCGUGAUGGAAAGAUUGUCAAGUACACAACUGGUCCAAUCCUUUUCGGUGAACCAGCUACCAAUGCUCAACACUCUUUCUUCCAACUUGUACACCAAGGUACUAAGUUGAUUCCAACCGAUUUCAUCAUGGCCGCUGAAUCGCACAACCCAAUCGAUAACAACAAGCACCAAAAGAUGUUGGCAUCAAACUUCUUCGCUCAAGCUGAAGCUCUCAUGAUUGGAAAAGGAGAAGAUGAACUCAAGGCUGAGAACACCCCAGCUGAAUUAUACAAGCACAAGACAUUCUUGGGUAACAGACCAACCACAUCAAUCCUCGCCCAGAAGAUUACCCCAGGUACUCUUGGUGCCUUGAUUGUUUACUACGAACAUCUCACCUUCACUGAGGGAGCUGUCUGGAACAUCAACAGUUUCGAUCAAUGGGGUGUUGAGUUGGGUAAGAGCUUGGCUAAGAAGAUUCAAGCCGAGUUAGAUGUUAGUGGUAAUGUUGGAGAGCAUGAUAGCAGUACUGGAGGAUUGAUUGCUGCUUUCAAGAAGAAGGCCAACAUCUAAAUGAGAACUGGAAGUGAUUGGGAUUAUACAAUGGGAUAACCAGCAUGUGGUAAUGGUGAAAUAAGGACGGAAAGGGAAAGGAUUUUCUCGAUAUAGUAAAUUGGGGGAAAUAAAAAAUAGGAUGAGGAGAUGAAUUUGCAACUGGAUAUUUGAAUGAAUGAAUGAUGGUUGAUUAGUUAAAGAUAUGAUACGGUUAUGAAAUGAAUGAAUAUGAAUGAAUAUGAAUAUCAAAUCAUUUUUGAA
This is a messenger RNA of Botrytis byssoidea, 2184 nucleotides long. RefSeq lists its product as uncharacterized. Gene Ontology annotation, molecular function: monosaccharide binding; glucose-6-phosphate isomerase activity; carbohydrate derivative binding. Gene Ontology annotation, biological process: gluconeogenesis; glucose 6-phosphate metabolic process; glycolytic process. The transcript is spliced from 5 exons. The record is from RefSeq and is a predicted model, not a curated record. Lineage: Eukaryota; Fungi; Ascomycota; Leotiomycetes; Helotiales; Sclerotiniaceae. Gene Ontology annotation, cellular component: cytosol. Bases 292 to 1941 code for a protein of 549 amino acids.